Molecule: messenger RNA, 1746 nt
Organism: Saccharomycodes ludwigii
Lineage: Eukaryota; Fungi; Ascomycota; Saccharomycetes; Saccharomycodales; Saccharomycodaceae
Gene: IZH3
Product: Izh3p
Exons: 1
Coding region: 1-1746 (581 amino acids)
Cellular component (GO): membrane
Molecular function (GO): signaling receptor activity
Source: RefSeq, a predicted model, not a curated record
AUGUCUUCUAAAACUAUGAGCAAUAGUGACAGAAUGGAUUCUGUUGCAUUGGCAAAGGUGAAUAAAUUUGUUAAUACCAUCGAUGAUAAAUUAUAUACAUUAAAAAAUAUUAUAACAAAGGAAGAGAAACAAAGAAGUACUAUUCCUACUACUAAAAAGAAGAAUUCUCCAAGUAUUAAACAAUUGAAAAAGUACUGUGACUUUCUAAAGAAUACUAAACAAGAGUUCAAUAAAAAGAAUAUAGUCGUAUCCAAUGCCGCUAUUAAAAAUGAUAACACUAAGUCUAGUAAAAAAACUAAGAGGAGAAAGGCUACUUUUUCAUCGUCACAAGAAACACUUACCGACAGUACUGGCGGUACGGAUUCUGAUACUUGCGGCGAUAAGGGUGAAUCCAUGGUGAAGUUUAGUGACAUUUGGAACAGCUAUUAUGGUGAUAACAGUACUGCUAAAUCAACAGAUGCUAAGCUAUUAAUUAAUCCUAGCAGUUCCAGUUCGUUGUCUUCCACUAACACUUUAGUGUCAGACGAUUCUGAUACUCCAACUCCACCAUCUUCUAGCACGGCCACUGAUGAUGAAGCUAAGCUGUCAGAAAGCGAAAAUGUUCUGAAUGAUGUUAUAACUGCUAAUCUAUUGUAUAGGGAUUGUAUUGGGUUAGGUGACGUUGAAGACAACGAGAGUGUCUGGGAGGUGAUCAAUUAUUAUAAUUAUGAGGGAGCUUGUUCUUUAGGUGCACACAGACACUUGCAUUAUUAUGAAUUGCCAUUUCCAUGGAGAGAAAACAGGUAUAUUAUUCAUGGGUACAGAUUUUUUACGGAUUACAAGAACUGCUUAAAGAGUGUGCUGGGUUUAAUUCCUAUUACUAGUUACGAACAAAUUUAUGAGCCAAAAACAUGCUAUAAUUGGCAUAACGAGACUGUCAAUAUAUGGACACAUUUGUCUGGUGCAAUCUAUUUACUUUACAUGUUGGUUCGUUUCCAAAUUGAGAAUAGUUCUAGCAUUCCUUGGCCAAUUAAUGUUGCUGUUAGUUCCUUUUUGCUCAGUGGUAUUUCUUGCUUUUUGCUAAGUGUCACAUGGCAUACUUUUAACGGGUUUUCUAUAUUGCCUUGGAGAUCUAGGGCCUGCUGCUGUGACUACACCGGCAUUACCUUGUUGAUUACCACUUCUAUUAUUUCCAUGCAGUUUACAACUUUAUACAGUGGUUCUAAUGAGAGUAGCAGUACUCCGUAUGGGUUGUAUUGUUUCAGUUUAUUGAGUUUUAUUCUGGGAUCAGCAUCUAUAUUUAUGAAUUGGUCUCCCAAGUUUGACAGACCAGAGAGUAGAAUCUUGCGUAUUUUGGCAUACGUUUUUUUGGCUAGCUCAGGGAAUUUGUCGUUUUUGAUUUCCGACCCUAGCGGGGGUAGUCAUUUUAAAUUAACCUUUUUCAGCAGUUUAAUAUGGUAUCUUGUUGGUGUUGUAUUUUACGCUGGAUUUGAUCCUGAAAAGCAUAGAACUGAUGUUUUAUACGAUAAAAACAUACCUACCCAUAGACAGUUAUCCAAUGAUAUCACCUUAAUUACCAACAAAAAACAUCAUCAUUUUAGGAAGAAACCAUUAGAAAAUAUUAAUCAUGGUGCUUUGUGGAAAUCCUUUUGGUGGUGCGACUAUUAUUUACAAAGUCAUAAUAUAUGGCACACUUUCGUUGUCUUGGGUUGUUUAGGUCAUUUCAACGCAUUAUUGACUAUACUAAAGGAGAGAGGGUAUAUAUGA